Molecule: messenger RNA, 3227 nt
Organism: Pristis pectinata (smalltooth sawfish)
Lineage: Eukaryota; Metazoa; Chordata; Chondrichthyes; Rhinopristiformes; Pristidae
Product: ceramide synthase 2-like
Exons: 11
Coding region: 268-1446 (392 amino acids)
Biological process (GO): regulation of DNA-templated transcription; ceramide biosynthetic process
Cellular component (GO): membrane
Molecular function (GO): DNA binding; sphingosine N-acyltransferase activity; DNA-binding transcription factor activity, RNA polymerase II-specific
Source: RefSeq, a predicted model, not a curated record
GUGUUCUGUCUUAUACAAAUUAUCAAUUGGCAGUCUCCACCUCCUGUUGGAGGGUUCGGUGAAUUCGAACCUUUGGGAGGCGUGAGCUUUGCACUAGGUGGCAGCUUUAGUUCAGACCAGUCUUCGGUGAAACAAGGGAGCUUUAAAAAAAAACUUGCGUUCCCUUCUGCAUACUGAGUCCCUUUCAACUCGCUCGACUUUCAUCCAGUUUGGUGUCGGUUCGUCAGUUGCGUAAAUCAGUUUCAGCGUCGACUCUGCAACAACAGGAUGACUUCUGUCUUGGACAAGUGGCUGUGGCACCAUGAAUACUGGCUCCCGCCAGGCAUCACAUGGAAAGAUAUGGAAGAUUCUGAACAUGCCCGUUAUCCUCGACCUCGUGACCUUGUCGUUGCCAUACCAUAUGCAUUUGUGUUUAUUGUUCUCCGUUCCUUCUAUGAAAGGUGGAUUGCUGUACCUCUGAGCAAGCAAAUGGGCGUGAAGGAGAAAAUAAGACGAAAAGUACCUCCUAAGCCUGAUCUGGAGAAGGUUUAUACAACUCAGAGCACUUGUCCCAAAGAGAGUGAUCUUCUUGUUCUUGCCAAACAGUGUGGCAUUUCAAUGCAGGAGGUGAAGAUAUGGUUUCGGAACCGAAGAAAUCAGGACAGACCCAGCAUCAUACAGAAAUUUUGUGAGGCCAGUUGGAGGUUUGCAUUUUACCUGCUUGCAUUUAUCACUGGUCUUUGCGUGCUGCUUGACAAACCAUGGUUCUGGAAUCAACAGGAGUGCUGGAAAGGAUACCCUAAGCAAGUGUUGCUGCCCUCCCAGUAUUGGUAUUAUAUGAUAGAACUAGCUUUCUACUGGUCUCUGCUCUUAAGAGUCUCAUUGGAUAUAAAGAGGAAGGACUUCAAGGAACAGAUCAUACACCACAUUGCCACCAUCUUUCUUAUUGGUUUUUCCUACUGUGCAAACUACAUCCGGGUGGGAACCCUGGUAAUGCUGGUACAUGAUGCAUCUGAUUACAUAAUGGAAUGUGCAAAAAUGUUCAACUACGCAGGAUGGCGAAGGACCUGUGAUGUGCUGUUUGUGGUCUUUGCGUUGGUCUUUUUGACGACACGACUUGUCAUCUUUCCAAAUGUGGUAAUUUACACCACAUUCUACUACUCCAUGGAGAUUUUCCAGCCCUUCUUUGGUUAUUACUUUUUCAAUCUUCUCCUGAUGGUUCUGCAAGUACUGCACAUAUUUUGGGCCUAUCUCAUCCUAAGAAUGGCAGUCAAGUUUGUGUUUGUUGGAAAGGUUGAAAAGGAUGAAAGGAGUGAUGUUGAUGAAAGUGAUGGGACUGAAGAAGAAGAUGGAAGGAUGGAAUCAAAGUCUAUGUCAUCUGCCAAUCACAAUGGUGUACUAAGUAAAAUAACAAAUGGGAUGAAAAGCAAAUCAAAUGAAAGGAACAGGCUGCCCAAAGCCAGGUAGCUGGGGGAUAUGUAACUAAGGAUGGGUUUAGUGCUGCCUAUUACUAAAACACAAAUCUAUUAUCAAUGAUGCCAUCAACCAACUUCUCCUAUUAAGGAAUCUAGAUGGACUCUCAACUACAGAAAUGGCAAUUAAACACCAAUGGACCUAUGGCUCUUGGUGUUCUCGGUCAAAUCUCACAUGUCUUGAUGUGGAUAUGGGGUGGAUUGUUAAAUGCAGAAUAUUAUUGUUUUACACAUUACCUUCAUGCUAUUGAAGAAUCUGAGACAGAAUUUGGGUAAUUGUCUUUUGAUAUUGAAAUAUAAUAUUGACUUUAAACAAAAUGGAUUUGGAACUACCUGUAGAACUGUCCAGUUUUCUCUGCUCCCAUGUAUUAUCAUCAGUUCUCUAGGACUUAGUGAACACUAGUUGGUGCCCACAGUCAUUCUGAGUUGAUUCUUCAAAGCCCAAAGUGACAUAAACCACAAGCCCACAUGGCUGAUGUAAGGAACAUCUUGGGAGAAUACAGACAGCAAUCCAGAUCCCAGUGCAAACUGAUCUUUUUGUGUUUAGUGCUUAACAGUUUGUAAUAUUUAAUGUUGCAUUUUGUUUCUAUUUGGAGGCAGGAUUGUGUGUUUUUUUUGGGAUGUGAUUGUGUUUUGUCUUCAACAGAUUACAAAUUCUGGGAGUAUUGUGGGCACAGUAUCAAACUGGAUUUAAGUCCAACUUCUGAUUUAAUGCAUAUUUUAUUAUGUGUUUUGAUUAGUUUGCUAUGAAGAAACUUCUCCACAUGAUGAUCCAAGUGCUGCAAUUUAUUUUCUCACUAGGGUGAGUUUUUUUAUUACAACAUUUGAAUGGAAAAGGGAUGUACUUCAAAGGCUUGAAUUCUUGUAGCUCCACCUCUACCCUGUUCUUCCACUAUUGGAAAUGGUUUGUAACUAUUCUAUAACAUUUAUUUACCACUAGGAGCACUUCCAGUUCACCCUGGGUACAAUGACAUUUGUAGUGAUGUUUACUUUUUCUAUAGGUUUUAACCCAACAAAUAGUUAUUAUUGGAAUCCAGAUUUCUGUGGGGUUUGCUGUUUUAAAACUGCAGUGAUGUUAGAUUAUCCAAAAUUCAAUAGAGGCAGCAACAAUAACUGCUCCUGUUGGUGAAAAGAUGCAAUUACUCAAGGCUUCCAGAUUAAAGAGAUGAACAACAGGAUUCUUGGGUUUACCUCCCAAGUUUAAAUAGUCUAAUCUGAGAGUUUUCAGUGGAAAAAUUAUCUUCAAAUUGUGAAAUACUUGGCAUAUCCAGAUGUUUGUGUAUAAGUGAGUAAUGCUCAGGUGUCCAAUAGGCCUAGAGGGUAAAGCAUUCAGUGUUGACUUUGACCAAUUUUAUCAAAUUCUUGAGUACAGUCUGAAUUUUGAAGGGUGGAAAACCUGCUUUUUACAGGAGUUUUUUGCAAUUUGUAAAUUGUAGGGUCUGGGACCACACAAGACACAACAAAAACAACUCGACUAAUCCAACAGAGUUUGUCAUUUUAAGUUGCUAAUGCACCUUUGGACAUAUUAAGACUGAGUGACUUUGUUGUACAGAUGACAGUCUUAGCUGUACUAACUAAAUGUACAUGUCUGUCCGUGAAUGCACAUCUUUGACUAAGUAUCCAAACUGAUCACAUACUGAGUGCCUGAUUCUGCUCCAUUUAAUUUAAAGUUUAAUGAAGGUUUUGAAAUAAUGGAAGUUCUGAAUAAAUUAAUUAUUUUUAAGAUUUUAUUUUGUAUCUGUGGCUUCAACAUUAAAUUUGAAUUCAGAGGCUGCC